GUAGGAGGUUCUGGGUGACUUUGAGCGUCGGCACAGGUUGGGUGCAGAAGAAGCUGCUUGAUCUUGGGCCCCGCAGAGUUAUUUUUAUCGCUUUUGGGGCCGGAGCCCUCAGUUGCAAACAUGCUCCGCCAGAUCAUCGGUCAGGCCAAGAAGCAUCCAAGCUUGAUUCCCCUCUUCGUAUUUAUUGGAGCAGGAGGGACUGGAGCAGCACUGUAUGUGAUGCGUCUGGCAUUGUUCAAUCCAGAUGUCAGUUGGGACAGGAAGAAUAACCCAGAACCCUGGAACAAACUGGGUCCCAAUGAUCAAUACAAGUUCUACUCAGUGAAUGUGGAUUACAGCAAACUGAAGAAAGAAGGUCCAGACUUCUAACUGAAAUAUUUCACUAUAAAGCUGCUUAGAAUGAAGGUCUUUAAGAAGCCAUCCGCACAGUUUUCCACUUAACCAGGAAAUACUUCCCCUUUAAAUGCAUGAAAUCAUGUUGAUUUAUUAGAGUUUAUUACACUGAUGAAUAAAUCUGUGAAACUUGA
This is a messenger RNA of Sciurus carolinensis (gray squirrel), 527 nucleotides long. It is a transcript of the gene Coxfa4, whose product is annotated as NDUFA4 mitochondrial complex associated. Bases 121 to 369 code for a protein of 82 amino acids. The transcript has 4 exons. NCBI's taxonomy places the organism in Eukaryota, Metazoa, Chordata, Mammalia, Rodentia, Sciuridae. The record is from RefSeq and is a predicted model, not a curated record.